AUGGACCAGUACCCAUCAUCUUUGGUCGAUACUUCUUUAGAUCUCACUAUUGGAGUUACGCGAAUGCGAGUUGAAGAAGAUUCCACGACAACUGCUUUAGUGGAUGAAUUAAACCGAAUGAAUGCUGAGAACAAGAAGCUCUCAGAGAUGCUAACUUUGAUGUGUGACAAGUACAACGUAUUGAGGGAACAGCUUAUGGAAUAUGUUAACAAGACCGAGAGAGACCAAGUCAGUCCUCCCAAGAAACGCAAAUCUCCAGCGAGAGAUGACGCAAAUAGUUCGGCGGUGGUCGGUGGAGUAUCGGAGAGUAGCUCUACGGAUCAGGAUGAUCAGUAUCUGUGUAAGAAGCAAAGAGAAGAGACUGUUGUGAAGGAGAAAGUCUCAAGGGUUUAUUACAAGACCGAAGCUUCUGACACUACCCUUGUUGUGAAAGAUGGGUAUCAAUGGAGGAAGUAUGGACAGAAAGUGACUAGAGAUAAUCCAUCUCCAAGAGCUUACUUCAAAUGUGCUUGUGCUCCAAGCUGUUCUGUCAAAAAGAAGGUUCAAAGAAGUGUGGAGGAUCAAUCAGUGUUGGUAGCAACUUAUGAGGGUGAACAUAACCAUCCAAUGCCAUCACAAAUCGAUUCAAACAGUGGCCUAAACCGUUCUCCUGGUGCUGCCAACAGAAGUAGGAGCUUGGCUGAGCCUGUGACUACCAUUGAUCUGACUGAAACUAAGAAAGUGACAAGCCCAUCAAGAGUAGAUUUUCCAGAAGUUCAGAAACUUUUGGUGGAGCAAAUGGCGUCUUCCUUGACAAAAGAUCCAAACUUCACAGCAGCAUUAGCAGCAGCUGUUACCGGGAAAUUGUACCAACAGAAUCAAACCGACAAGUAG
Messenger RNA from Brassica rapa (field mustard), 873 nucleotides. It is a transcript of the gene WRKY40, whose product is annotated as probable WRKY transcription factor 40. Gene Ontology annotation, biological process: regulation of DNA-templated transcription. Gene Ontology annotation, molecular function: sequence-specific DNA binding; DNA-binding transcription factor activity. The record is from RefSeq and is marked provisional. NCBI's taxonomy places the organism in Eukaryota, Viridiplantae, Streptophyta, Magnoliopsida, Brassicales, Brassicaceae.